ACAAAAAAUAAUUACACAUCGGGUCGUCCAAGUCUCAUUCAAAAACUGGAUAAGUCAGUGUCAUGUUUAAUUUUUAAUCAGCAUAAUGUGUUUUUCCCAAGAUAUGGUGUUUGUUGAGCUAUGAUGAAGUCCGGUCAAAUCAAGAUGUAGUUUUAAUUAGCAGAUAGCUUUCUACACCGGUCAAACUCCUAGCGUCUACUUAUAGUAAAUCAUCCGUGAUGGCCUCUGAAUUUGAGAGCGGUUUUGCCAGAGAAACUUCCCCCUCGGGGAAAACGGCGCCCCCUGUGGAUGAAAGUGAUUCGGACGAUGAAUUCUAUGAUGCGUUAGCUGCGGAUAACAAUGCAGCUGAUGGUGUCGCCGGGGAGGAGAAUGCCGGCAAGAUUGUGGAAGAUCUUAUCCAGUCACAACUCUUGCAGGAAUCAGUUGACAUUCAAAAGGAAGAUAAUUUUAAAGAGGAUGAAAUCAAAACUGAUGAUUCGUUGAGCUUUCUUAUACAAGAGGAAGACAGGUCUGAACUCUCUGAGAAGGAGGUUGAGACAGAUCCAAACAGAACUUGUGAAAUGACACGAGAAUCCGAUGAUGCAGAGAGUCGGGAUGGGUUAGGAGCAGAAGAAACGGAGCCACCCAAGGAAGAUGAGGAGGACAAUGGGGGUAUUGUCUCAGAUGACGAGGGCAAGAAGGAGAUGGAGGAACAAAUGACGGAGGAAGACAAACAGGUUCAAAGGGCAGAGGCGCAAACUCAUAAGACACAAGGCAAUGAGUUAUUCAAACUUGGAGAAUUUGCAGAUGCUGUAUACAACUACAGUCAAGCACUCAAACUUUGUCCGCUGUGUUUUAAAAAAGAUCGUUCCAUAAUGUAUGCCAACAGAGCAGCCUGCAAAAUCCGACAGGAACGUUUUGAGAGUGCCAUUAAGGACUGUAAUAAAGCAUUGGAGUUAAACCCAGUGUACUUGAAGGUUGUCUUGAGGCGGGCACAGACCUAUGAAGUAACAGACAAGCUGGAGGAUGCACUAAAGGACUACGAGAGAGCCUUUGAAUUAGACCCUGGUUGCUACGAGGCAAGAGCUGCUUGCAUGCGUCUUCCAGAUCAGAUCAAGGAGCGUAAUGAGAAACUAAAAGAAGAAAUGAUGUCCAAGCUGAAGGACCUGGGAAACCUCUGCCUGCGUCCAUUUGGAUUGUCCACGAAUAACUUUCAACUCAACCAAGACCCGAACACUGGCUCAUAUUCUGUGAACUUUUCUCAGAACCCCGGCAAGACUAACGGAAAGUAGUGCCUUUUUUGCAGCGCCCUUCGUUGACGACGUAUAUAUAUUUAUAAUAGUGGUUUCUUAUAUCAGGCGCAUAUGCCUCACUCAGUGACACUCCUGGCGCUGUCAUAUACAGUAUUUCCUGCAAGGUAUGUGGGGCUACGUUUGAAUUAUGAGA
This is a messenger RNA of Asterias rubens (European starfish), 1425 nucleotides long. Its product is annotated as tetratricopeptide repeat protein 1-like. Gene Ontology annotation, molecular function: protein binding. The record is from RefSeq and is a predicted model, not a curated record. Bases 219 to 1271 code for a protein of 350 amino acids. The transcript has 7 exons. NCBI's taxonomy places the organism in Eukaryota, Metazoa, Echinodermata, Asteroidea, Forcipulatida, Asteriidae.